AUGAAUGAGAACAACAUGAAUCCACUAACGGCGGUUGAACCCACCAACAACAGUUUAAAAGAAGCACUUUGUGCUCAACAACGCCUCCUCCAAAAACUUUACAAUGAAUUGGAUGUUGAAAGAGAAGCUGCUGCUACCGCAGCCAGUGAAGCAUUAUCCAUGAUACUUCGUCUUCAAGGAGAAAAAGCCGCUGUAAAAAUGGAAGCCGAACAAUACAAAAGGUUAGCAGAGGAGAAAAUGAAUCAUGCCGAGGAAUCUUUCCAGGUAUUUGAAGAAAUCAUGUACCAUAAAGAAAUGGAAAUCGCUUCUUUAGAUUACCAAGUUCAAGCCUAUCGUUACAAGCUAGUAAGCUUAGGAAUCGAUGAUCUUGGAGCCAACGAAUUCAAAUUCCCUGAGAAUUUAUUACAACGAAAUGAAACCCUAGUUGGGGAAACAAGCUCAGAUGUUCAUGGUAUCACCAAAAAGAACACUCCACCUCCAAAACGUUUAAAGUUAUCAAAUUUGAAAAAGGGUACUGCUACUCUUAAAAGGGAUAGAUCGAUACAAGAAGAUUCUGAUACGAUUGCAAAAAUAGUGGAAGAAAGUUCACGUGAACGUGAAGAUGAAAAUAAUCAAGCUUUUGAAUUUGGUUUGAAGACCGAAGGUUCUACAUCUGUCGAUAUCAAUUCGUAUUUGGAACAAAUACGAAAAUUAGAUAAAUUAGUAGAAGAAAUGGCGGGAGAGCAGAACUUUUGUACAUUUGCUAAAACUUCAAGAUCUUCAUCAGUUCGUUCUAAACUUAACGAAUUAGAUCGAACACAAAGUGCAAUGAAUUUCCAAAAGUGGACAGAUGAAAAACUAUCUUCCAAUACAUGUUCGACAAGUGUCCAUGAUGUCUUUGAAGUUCCUCAGAUUAAGGGAUAUGAAAAACCAUAUGAGAAAGACGAAGAGAAAUCGAUUAAAGAUGAUGAAAAAAGUAAAAAGUUGGUUGCUUUUCAUAUAGAACCUGUAAAAUCAUAUGAAAAGGAAGAAUUUUUUUCAGGGAAAAAGCCUUUACUUCCGAAACAUAAAGACAAAAAGGUGUUUUUGCCUGGAGAUGGUAUUAAUGUUGACUGCCAUAUGGCGCUAUUUCGGCAUGCCACGUGUGCUGCUGAGAUUGCUGAGAUAGCUGAGGCGGCUGAGGCUGAAACUGAAAAUGAAACCGCAGAGCAAAAUGUAAGACAAGAGGGACAAGAAUUGAGAUUGUUGUAUGAGAUUCGUGACAAAUUAAAUUCAAUACAAUCGGAUAUUAGAAGCAAAAACACAAAAGUCAACAAGUCUUCUCCAAAUUGCGACUUACCUAUGCUUCAACUUAGAGAGGCAAUGAUGCAUUUCUGGUUUUGACCACUUUCCUCAAGCUCAACGAAUGGCUACUUACAACAUAAGUUACCAAGUAAGAGAAUACUUGUUGUUUACUGCAACUUUUGACAUGUCAUGAAAACGGUAUCUUCGCCAACUAGACACAAAAGUCAAGGAACCUCCUGUGUUGACCUCUUUUAACACAAGGAUUGUAAGUUGUUCUAGUGACUUGUAUACAAUUAUAGUGAUGUAUUUAGUAUAAGUUUCAUACACUUGUAUAUAAUCAUGCUGAUUUGUCAAACUUAUUGUUGCUUGCAGAUUAUAUUAAUAUUUUCAUUGUGUUUGUUACGAUAUAGUUUCUUAUUACAACAUUUUUGGUUUGAGGAUGAAGUUUACGAUAAUUUACAAUGAAAUUCACAAUCGUUGGUGG
Lactuca saligna is the source of this 1747-nucleotide messenger RNA. The record is from the annotation of a GenBank genome assembly. Lineage: Eukaryota; Viridiplantae; Streptophyta; Magnoliopsida; Asterales; Asteraceae.